Messenger RNA from Cucurbita moschata (crookneck pumpkin), 1311 nucleotides. RefSeq lists its product as uncharacterized. Bases 110 to 1057 code for a protein of 315 amino acids. Lineage: Eukaryota; Viridiplantae; Streptophyta; Magnoliopsida; Cucurbitales; Cucurbitaceae. The transcript is spliced from 6 exons. The record is from RefSeq and is a predicted model, not a curated record.
GCUUUAUUUGUCUUGGCAUUCCAAUUCCAAUUCCAAUUUUCCAGUUACCGCCUCCGCGCGCUCUCUAAGCUUCGCUUCCGAGCCCUUUCCAAUCGGCCGUCUCGCAGAAAUGGCGGAUAAACCCAGUCGAGCUCUAGUUAUUUUCGGUGAUGGGUUGGCUCGCUUUGUUGAUCAAUCUCAUACCCAUCUACAUGCACUCGCAUCGCUAGCUUCCUGUGGGUUUUUGUCACUUCCCAAUGCUCCUCCUUCAGAGAGUGAGGAAAAAAGGAUGAUUCGAGAGCUUGCGCUUCUAUUCAAUGCAUGUGACUCAUUCGUCAAUAAGAAUGGAGAUGGCUGCGAAGGAAGUAGUCAGAAAAAGUCCAUACCUGAAAGGUUCAUGGGAAUGAAAGCUGCAAUACUGACAAAUAGUUCAAGUGUGCAAUAUCUGGGCUCUGAACUUGGUGUGUCUCUGUUGCGACUGGAGGAGUUGAUGCAAACGAACCAUCUCGGGUUGCCAUCAGUUGACUUUGUGGCCUCUGAAUUGCUGAAGAAGCUUGGUUUUCAAGAUGGAAAGAUACAAGAUACAAGCGAGUUUGAUUUUUUGUUUGUACAUAUGGGAGUUGGCGACAAAGUUAAUGGCGAGAAAGACAAAACAACUUCGGAUGAGAUGAAAUAUAUUGAUGCUUUGGUUGGUGAUAUAUUGCAAAAGGCUCAGCCUGGAUCAGAAAUUGGUUCCCGUUUGCACUUGUCCCUUGUGAUGAGCUAUGGAAAUGUUUUUAAGGAUGACGAAUGCAACUUGUCUGUUUUGACUUCCAAAGAUGUGAAAAAUUCUGAUUUGUCAGCGCUCUUUCCCCGUCAAAGUUACACGAUGAUGGGGGAGGUCCCACGGAAUGAUGUUCGGCAUCAUUCACCCAUGUUAGCUGCUCAGUGGCAAUAUGGAGUAACCCGCAAAGAUAAAGCAGAAACAUUUUCUUUCAAGGAGUUUAAAGAGCAAGGCAGCAACCUCGUGAUACCUGCAGAUAGAUUUAUACAUGAGGUAGCUUUUAAGCUUUGGAAGGCCCCCAAGUAUGGAGCUUGAGAUGGACAACACCUCAAGACUUUCAAAAUGAGAAUAAGUCCCUCAAAGCACACACGUUUUGCUUGGGAACACUUUGCCAGAAGCACGUUAUGGAUUCCAAAUUUUGCUUAUACUCUGAUGCUUGGGAAAGGAAAAUUGUGAGUGCUACGAUUUUCGUGGAGAAUGGCUUCUGUUUAUAAGAAUUGCAUUGUUAUGAUAACGUCAGUUUCAAAAUUGGAAAUUAAUGCAAAUACGUUUUGCUUUUUAAGCUGAAA